GGUAGAAAGAGUUGCAUCAGGAUGACCAAUAGGCUGCAGCUUCAGUGUCAGUGUAAAGUGAAAGUAGGUGGAUAGAAAGAAAAAAAACAACAAACGCACACGGAAGGCGCAAGACUGUAUCUCUUAACUUGUGUUAAAGAGCUGGCGUCGAAAUCAGUGCCUGCACACUAUGGCGCUGUGGGCGCAAAUGACCCCGCAGUUACAGUUCCUGCCAACUCAGAUACUGAAUGAACUCUACCCAGACACAUUCCCUCUGGACGUCAGGCACUAUCUGGCCAGCUGGAUAGAGGAACAGAGAUGGGAGAACUUUGAUGUAGACAACAUGGAGCAGGAGCCUCAGGCCCGAAGGCUGUUGGAUCAGAUGGUGCGUUUGCUGCAGGAGGUGGCCCAACACAAUCCUAACGUGGUGGAGAGGGUCAAACUACAACAUAUCAGCCGGAACUUGAGUGUGUUCCAGCAACAACCCAUGCAACUUGUGAGGACAGUUCGAGAUAUUCUAAGGAAAGAAAGACAUUUAUUAACACAGGUGGGUAUGCACUCCAACUUCCCACCCUUCCAGCAAAUUCCUCAGGGUCCUCCAGCUACCAAUGGCACCCCACAACCUGCAAGGGAGGAUGGUAAGACUGAUGUGGACAAUCUGGUGCUCAAAGUUCUGGAAAUUCAAAACUGCCGCCAAACACUUCAUCAGCUUCAAGAGGACUUGAACUGGGAAAAACAGGAAAUGGAGUCGAUUCAAGGUCAAAAUGAGUUGGAUCCACAGAAUUCAGAUCAAGUGACUAGGCAGAAUCGCAUACAGCAGCUUGAGUACAACUAUUCAGUCUGUGCAAAGAAGCGCAUGCAGCUCCUUCAAGAGGCCGUGUGUGCUCUGGAGCUUUGCCAGGCCAGUCUUAUUCUCAGAAUUAAGUCCUGGAGGUGGGAACAGCACCGAGCAACCAUUGGCGUGCAAUUUGAUGACAACCUUGGCCCACUUCAGACAUGGUGUGAGCAGUUGCUUGGAGUAAAUAGUAACCUGAGGCAGGAGCUCAUGUUGGUGAAGAGAGACCACGGAGUGGUUGAGCAGUUUCACACGUUGCAGGAAAGCCUGGCACAUGUGCUCCAGACUCUCAUAAAGAAUUCAUUGGUAGUAGAUAAGCAGCCUCCCCAGGUCAUCAAAACCCAAUCCAAGUUUUCCACCACUGUACGCUAUCUGCUGGGAGAGAAGAUGGCCCCUGGGAAACCUGUCCUGUUGAAGGCUCAGAUUAUUACUGAGGCUCAAGCGAGACAAGGUGUCGUACCCAAUGAAAAUGUAGGAGAACUUAUCAACAGCACGGCCAUCUUAGAGCACAACACUGCAAGCAAGAACACAUGUGCUACCUUUAGAAACAUGUCCAUAAGGAAGAUCAAACGAGCUGACAGGAAGGGCUCUGAGUCAGUGACGGAGGAAAAGUUCGCUUUGUUGUUUACCACAGAAUUAACCAUCACUGGCUGUGAGAGCCCUUAUAGCAUUCAGGCAAUCUCUCUUCCUGUGGUUGUAAUUGUACAUGGUAGUCAGGAAAUCAAUGCUAUGGCGACCAUCAUAUGGGACUGUGCCUUCUCUGAGCCUGACAGGGUUCCAUUCAUUGUUCCAGAGCGUGUGCCCUGGAAGCAGAUGUGUGAAGCUCUUAGCAGUAAGUUCAUGUCUGAAGUGCAGACACAGCGGUGCUUGGACAGAUACAACUUUCACUUUCUUGCCCAGAAGAUCUUCGACCAACCAGACAUAACAGAAGAUUUCAGUAAUAUGCCAGUGUCCUGGGCUCAGUUCAACAAGGUGCCACUAACAUGCAUUUGUUUAUGUGCAUUAUUAUACAAUAUUAUGAGCAUGUGUUGUCUGACAGAUGACUACAUACUGACAAUAGACUACUGGAGUGAAGGAUUGAUCUUUGGGUUCAUUGGAAAACAGCAUCUCCAUGUCAUCCUGCAAAACAAACCCAACGGCACCUUUCUUUUGCGCUUUAGUGAUUCAGAGAUUGGUGGCAUCACCAUCGCCUAUGUGGGUCCCAGUGAUAACGGAGGCAGGAAAAUCCAGAAUAUCCAACCCUUCACUAAGAAGGAUCUGGAUUCAGCUGGCCUUGGCGACCGCAUACGGGACAUUAACUGCAUCACUCAUGUGUAUCCAGACUUACCAAAGAACGAAGUAUUUAAGAAAUUCUUUACAGUGCCUUCUCCCCCUAAUCCUGAUGGUUACCUACCAUUCAAACUAACAACAGUAGUCAACCCAGGAGACCAACGUUCCACCGCCAGCAUACCACCUGACACCCCUAUGGACAUAUUCGGGCAACCUAUGAGCAAUGUCUAUGGGCAGAACAUGAAUCAGGGCAUAUUCUCCCCACUUCCUCAGUCUACACCUCCAUAUAUGCCAGAGCAAAUACCAGGUCAAGGACCACUCUACCAAUCACCCAUGCCACAAGCUUCCUCAAGUGAAGAAAUAGACAUGGAAGCACUGGAGGGAAUUUUGUCAUCAAUUUGUCAAAAUACUAACAAAGAUCUUAAUUAGAGGUACAGCCUCUGUUCUUGGUGGACAAAGGCUAUCAGAUGGCUUCGUGCUUUAAGGACAUCCAGCACAACUCCCAAAAGGAUACAUUACCCAUUUGUUCCCAAAACAUGUGUAUCAGUAGAAAUGCACUUUUCUUACAUUCAUAUGCAUGAAUCAUUGGGCGGUUGGUGUCUAUAUCACAUGGAUCAUAUACAACUCAAUAUCGCACUCGCUUUCUCCUGCAUAAACACACUAAUCGUGCAAUUUAAAGGAACAGUGUGUUCAACUCAGUAAUUAUAGUGAAUGAUUGCUAGCAACUUUUUAAUGAAAUUUUAUGAAAUUUCUAUGAGAAGCAGGUGAACCUUUGGUGUCAUUAGUCUUAUUAGCGUGUAGUACCUAAACUCGCAAGUCAUUCUCUGUUUCGGUCUUAUGACUACUCUUGAAAGUAUCAUUAUAACUGACAAGUGAAACAGGAAUUUAUUUGCUAUCAGGUGGUUUUAUGAAGAGAGACCAAAUAGAUUUAACAUGUUACACAUUUUUGUCUGCCAGAAGAUUUUUAUCCUUUAAAUUUGAUGCAGAAAAACAUAUUCCAGCGUGGAUAUUUGACCAGAGUAGAUUAGCGAUAUUUUACUCUUAAUGUCCUGAAUGAAAUGGAUUGUCUGCAAGUGCAGACACAGAUGUGAGCUGAAAUGUAUAGCAAUGUAAAAGAACAUAAUUUUUUUUUAGACCUUUUUAGAAAUUAUAGGUUUUAUUAAACUCUAUGCAAAUAUUAGUUUUGUGCCAUAUUCCAUAUAGACAGUCCUUUUGGUCCUUUUCAUUUGCAUGACUUGUGUGUGAUCGCAUAUUCAACAUUCAGUAUUCGUAUGAGUCUACAGUCAGGUUUGGCCAGUAAACCUAAAUUUGUUUUUAAAAUGUUUAAAAGUUUUUAAAAAAGUUUUUUAAAUUACAUAUCACUAGCGAGUUUUGCUUUACUCAUUUGUUCCUCCAGUUGCACAAUAUGAUCUAUAGCUCAACCUCUCUUUACAUAAUCAAUGGGUAAAAGUCAUGUACAAUACAUAUCAUGUGCACAAAAUAACAGUAAGGUUUUGUGUCAGAUGUAGACAUAAUACUGUGUCCACGUACUCUACAGUGUUCUGUGUCACCUUUUCUGUAUUUAGUCUUUAGUGCUACAAGUCAUCAAUGUUCUUAAAAUUGAAAUGUAAUAUACAUAGUUUCUCAACCUUAAACUGUGAUUUUUGCCAUCCAACAAUACUGCUCUUUAUCUUGUAAAAUAUAAAGCUUUCAUCUUAGUGCUUUGAAUAUGAAAAUAUAUCAAAUGGAAUGUUUUUCAAAGGUGUCAUCAGUAACUGUCUGUAUGUAUUUAGUCCAGUAGGGGAGUACCACACAUUCUUCUGUCUGUUGUCUAUUCAGAUGUUGUUUCUGUAGCACUAAUUGAUAGAUGUGCUAGAUAUGCACCUGCCUGAUCGAUACCCGAAAAUCUCACCAUAUUCCUGUUACUGGCCACAGAGCAGUAUAAAGCACUUACACAUUUAGCUAUGAAAAAUGUUAAAGUUGCCAUUUUUCUUUUUUAAUACAUGUGACCAAAUCUGUAAAGCAGGUAUAUAAGCAUUUUUUUAAAGAAAUGUUCAUAUUCCCAUGUUUUAAAUCUGAUAAAUAAAGUCAAAAUCCAUUCAA
Molecule: messenger RNA, 4165 nt
Organism: Cyprinus carpio (common carp)
Lineage: Eukaryota; Metazoa; Chordata; Actinopteri; Cypriniformes; Cyprinidae
Product: signal transducer and activator of transcription 5B-like
Exons: 22
Coding region: 170-2512 (780 amino acids)
Biological process (GO): regulation of transcription by RNA polymerase II; response to peptide hormone; cytokine-mediated signaling pathway
Molecular function (GO): RNA polymerase II cis-regulatory region sequence-specific DNA binding; DNA-binding transcription factor activity, RNA polymerase II-specific
Source: RefSeq, a predicted model, not a curated record